AAUUAUUUAGUUAGCAUUUUGUCAUCGCUCGAGCAAAGUGACAUUUGUUGCAGUUUGAAAAGUCAGAAUAUUUUAAUUUUUAAACUAAAAAAAAAUAUUAAAAAGCACUGUUAUUGCAGUGUAAUAGUGAAAUUGAAAUAAAAUGUGGAUUUUCAUAAAACGGUGCUUCCUUUACGUAAACUUGUUCUUCCAAAUGUUAGCAGCUUUGCCAUCGGGACCCGGAAACGUCCAGACCUCAUUAUUAUUAGCCAAUUCAAGUCACACCACAUACAAUUUCCAUCGCAUGCGCGAAUGUAAACAUAACGAAUUUUAUGAUUUGGACACAUUUUCUUGUGUUGCCUGCGGCAAGGAGGAGGAAAACUUGCAAUCAACACCAGACAAGUUUUCCUGCGAGUGCGCUGCCAAUCAUGGGACUAUUGCGCUCUACGACACACAACGCCGCAAUCCGUUAUGCGCAGAGAAAUGCUCAGACUUAUUAUCCAACGACAAUGGUUGUCAACUUGUAACAGCUAAUUCCAGUAAAACACAUUGUGAAUUCAAAUUAGUUAAUUUUACUGAAACCAACCACGACUUCGCAUCGCGUUCGGUUGCUUCAACGAGCCCGAUACGCCUAACACCAGCCGGCUUCCAUGCGAAUGGCAUUUGCAAUAUUUGCGAUUUAAAAUAUAACUACCGUUAUCUGGACUAUUGCAUUGCGAAUGCAGUGCUCAAACCAUAUUUAAAAUACAACUCCUUUUGGCAAUCGACCAGCGCUAACGCCGUGCACUUUGGCGAUCUGAAGUUUGUGGUCUUCUUCUGUUUGACUUUACGCAAUAACACUGCCUGCAGUCAACUGGCGAAUCUCUGUAUAAUGUCCCAUUACUCUGCGGAUAAGAAUUCACCUUGUAGUGCGUUUCUGUUGAGCCAAGUCUCCGAUGUGGCCAUCAAGUAUGCCAGCAUGGACAAGCACUUGCAGGCAACGAAGCCGUCGUUGUUCUAUAAAAAAGGCAAAGAGACCGCCAAAAUGUUAACGGAGCCUCUGGGUAUUAGUCCGAAGCAGCUGCAACUUUUCAGCACUGCUUAUCAUUUGGAUGGCAGUUUGCGUCGUUGGGGUACAUUCAAAAUGAGUCAUGUCAAUUUAUGCCAAAUGCAUGCUCAAAGCGAUGCCGCCGUUUGGAGUUCGCAACAGGAAAUACAAUUUGCACGCUUCACCAAACCGAUUCGCUGCGAAUUGACUGUGGAGAAUCUGAUUGAUUUGGCUAAAAUUUACGCAAAUAAUAACUUUUUGAGUUUAUUUUUGAAUAUUUCGAGUGAAACGAGAUAUGAUUUACAAGUGCUGCCAAUAUUAACUGAGGACAUAUCACCUGAGAAUUUGCGUGCUCAAACGGCAGAAUGGCAAUUGGUAAAGCGGUUCCAGUUAAUUGAAGCCCAACCCCGACAUGCCCGCAUUCAUGAUCAGCAGUCGAAAUAUGAGGACGAAUUUAAGCUCUCACUUUACCAUAGCAUAAGAUAUGUGGUAUCCUUCGAAAUGCAUUAUGAAAUUCAUGAUCGCAAUCAAAUUGGUAUACCGCUGGUGAAGCUGCGCUAUCGGCAUAUUGACCUGAGCGCCAAUACAACACUGAAUGCAGUGCAUCCAUUUAAAUUGCAAAUCACCUUUGCGCGCAUGGGAGAGCCCACACAAAGGAAGUUCAUGUUUGAAGUGAUGCUACCGGCUUUUUUAUGCAUCGCGUUAUCGAUGGCUAUGCUGCAAAUGCUUAACUACAGGAAACGCCAUAAUGCCUUAACAACCACAACAGCUGCGACAAUUGAAUGCUGUGCACCAUCCUCAUGCUUGCUGGUAUUCCUGUUGCACUUCAGCUCUUACGCGGCGAAUGCAUCUUUAUUGUGCUUUGUACUCUACACUCUCGUCUAUCCAAUGCAAUUUCUCACACAGCGCUCCGUUGCGAUCACAUUGCCUAUCAUGAAAGACGAUCAACGCUCAUUGGAAAUUCUAAUUUGUGUAGCCGUUCUUUUAAAGUUGAUAUUUAUUUGCGUGCAUUUUUGGCGAAUCAGCCGCUUUGAUCUGUUUCUCAUUGACUGGGAGCGUCCGCGUAGUUGUGAGGCUAAUCACUUCACUUUGAAGAAUAAUCUGGAGACGUCUUCAGUGUGCUCUAGUGUGCGUACAUUUGCCACUGAGAAUGUCUCGACGUGGCGCAUAAUUUUUAUAGCAAAUGAAUGGAUACGUUUGAGUGUGAAACAGCAACAUUCUGCAGCUUGGCAGGGACUAUUGGUGCUUCCAUUGGCUCAGGUUUUCUUGACAGCUCAUUGGAUUAGCCAAGAUCUUGCUAUACAGUUAUUCUUCAUUGUUACUAUCAGCAUUCUGAUCUACAUCACUCAAUUACUUGUGUGUAAUUUUAUUUUGAACCGGCUUUUUGGUGAUCCUCUGCAAAAAUUCAUCGAUCUGUGUUCACUGUCAAAUAUAUCUGUUUUCAUGUUAUUGGAGCAAAGCUUUGGAUUCUAUAUACAUGGCAGAUCUCCUAAUGGUUUUGCAGAUACUGACAUGUACUCGAUGUUGGCGCAGAUGCAUCGAAACUCACAGCAUCGCUGCAGUCGCAAAGGUUUAUUGGGCGAUUCGGAUCAGCAGAGUUAUAUAAUUUUGCCUCCUUUGAAUUUGCGAGUUUACUUUGAGAAAUUGCUGGCACCUUAUCAACGCUCUUAUAGCAUAUCUCAAGCACAUUUUCAGAAGGAAAUCAAUACGAUCGAUGCGGCAAUGGAACGCAGCUCAGCCACUUUCAAUAAUCUAAAUCGCUUUCUUUGCGCUUUCAUAGAUCACGCUAUCAAGGAUAUGGAUUAUAUAAUAAAGGAGAAAACUUUCAUUGAGAAAUUAUUGAACUGUGAAUGUGAUAAUUAUUUAACCGAAAAUAAGGGCACGUUCUAUAUUGAUAAUGCAAAAUCGUUUAAACAGUUACUGCUCUACGGCAACAGUUUAAAUAUCUUCACAAUGGAAUUGGCCUUGCUCCUAGCGAUUUAUAUGCUGACAAAUAAUUUAAUAAUAGCUGUGGCAGUAGUUUAUAUACUCAACAAGCUGCUCCAACAUCUCUACAUGGCUUGGCAACGCCAAAAUGUAACAACGAAGACUUCCAUUGAUCAACGGUUUCUAUUGUAAGAUAAAGGCAUCUUGCAACAAAAUUACAAUAAAUACUGAACUGUAUGGCAAUACUUAUUGCAUAAUUAGCAUACAUAUUAUUAAAUUAUUUAUAAUUUAGUAAAACUUAACAAAUUUGCGAUAAUCGCCGCAGUAAAGAUAAACUUCAGUUAUGGUUUUACAUUAAAUAUUCAGUUGUUUAUUAAUUCAUAUUUUUUUGCUUAGAAAUAGUGCAGUAGACAUUAGAUUUCAUAACAUAUCUCACACAUGCAUACGUGCACAAACAUAUGCAUGCACAUGUAUUGCCUAAACUAAACCAAGCAUCUUCUCAUCAUAGUAAGCAACACUUCACACGCAUUAGCAUUACAACUUUGCCAAUAUUUAUAAAUUAUAGGUAAACCUAUAUCUACGAUAAAAUCUACAAAGUUUAGUUUACCAUAUUAGUUAAUCAUCUACACAAAUACAUGCAUACGUAUUUAUACAUACAUAUUAUACGUGUGUGUUUGGAGCAAGGUGCCAGAAUGCUUAUAUAAAAUCAUUAUGUAAAUGUACAUACAUUUGCAUGAUAGGUAUGUACAAUACCAUAUGUGUUUAUGCUAACGCGUCGAAUUGAAUUUGCUACAAAUUGCUGCACAUAAAUUAAUAAGCCUUUCAUUAGUUUGUUGUCUUAUAAUUUGACAGUAAUUUUGUAUUGUAAAGGUCUUCCCGCAGACAUUAUAUGUUUGUGUAUGUGUGUUUAAUUAUGCAUAAUCAGUAUUUGAUCGUGUUGUGUUUAUUAGUGAGUGUAAAUUAUAGUCUUAAAUAGCAAAAAAUAAUAAUAUUAAUAAUAAUAGUGAGAAAACAACUACUGGCAUGUACAAUUUGCAUAAAAUAUUAAAUAAAAUUCUUAAAUAACACGCAUUUGAGUUUCACUUCUUCUUAAUUUCAAUUCUAUUUUAGUAUGCGUUCAUGCGUCUAUAUAUAGUGGUCAUGAUGAACUGGACAGCAGUUAUUUAUACCAUAGCUAUGUAUAUAAUAUAUCAAAAGAGAAAAUAAAGACUCAGUGGAAAUUAAAAUACUAAAUUAUGUUAUGUUAAAUACUUUUUUGUCGCAAUAUUAUGAAACUACUUUAACUUGGUUAUUUGGAGUAGUUUACUAAACUUGUGUGUCUUAAGUUUACUCUUUUUUUACAUGUUAAAUACUUGGUAUGAGGAGUUUAAUUACAAUAAUUCUACGCUAUGCUUUUUAUUUAUAUUUAUAAUUUAUAUGAUUUGUGGCUUUGCACUGCCAUUGUCUAUUUAGUUUAGUUGCAGCAGCA
Bactrocera oleae (olive fruit fly) is the source of this 4400-nucleotide messenger RNA. Its product is annotated as meckelin. NCBI's taxonomy places the organism in Eukaryota, Metazoa, Arthropoda, Insecta, Diptera, Tephritidae. The record is from RefSeq and is a predicted model, not a curated record. Gene Ontology annotation, cellular component: ciliary transition zone; MKS complex. Gene Ontology annotation, biological process: cilium assembly.